Pomacea canaliculata is the source of this 7194-nucleotide messenger RNA. Its product is annotated as tyrosine-protein kinase Src42A-like. Bases 174 to 1751 code for a protein of 525 amino acids. Gene Ontology annotation, cellular component: extrinsic component of cytoplasmic side of plasma membrane. The transcript is spliced from 8 exons. NCBI's taxonomy places the organism in Eukaryota, Metazoa, Mollusca, Gastropoda, Architaenioglossa, Ampullariidae. Gene Ontology annotation, biological process: cell surface receptor protein tyrosine kinase signaling pathway; innate immune response; protein phosphorylation. Gene Ontology annotation, molecular function: ATP binding; signaling receptor binding; non-membrane spanning protein tyrosine kinase activity. The record is from RefSeq and is a predicted model, not a curated record.
UAUCAUUUAUGUUCAUCUGAGAUCACCAUCAAUAAUGUCGGCAAGAAUUAUGAGAGCGAGCACUUCUGUCCGUGCUGUGAUAUGUCUGGGACUGUGAAAUAUGGUAUAGCGUUCAAGACACUUCUUUUGACGUAGAUGAAAGAAGUAACUGUUGACUGUCUUGUGACGAAACCAUGGGGAAUUGCCUCGGGGGAUCGGAACAAUCCAAAGCAGCGGGGAGUAGCAAUGCUGGAGAGCCGUCGCCUCAAAACAAGCCAGCAGAGAACGGAGCUGCUGUGUCCGCUACCCCUGCAGCAGGCAGCACGGUGCAGGGAUCGGCAUCGCCAUCAAACCAGUCACCUUCCCAUCAGGGUGGUGGAGACACUGCAUCAGAAGCAUCGGCAGCGUCGUCUAAAGUCUUUGUUGCAUUAUAUGAUUACGAUGCUCGAACAGAUGAAGACUUGAGUUUCCGGAAAGGAGAACUCUUGGAGAUCAUAAACGAUACCCAGGGUGACUGGUGGUAUGCUCGUUCAAAGACAACAAAAAAAGAGGGAUAUAUACCUUCCAACUAUGUGGCGAGUGUAAAAAGCCUUGAAUCGGAACCAUGGUAUUUUGGAAAAAUUAAGCGUGUGGAAGCAGAAAAGAAGCUGCUGUCACCAGAAAAUGAGCAUGGGGCUUUUCUUAUCCGUGAUUCAGAGAGCAGGCGAAAUGAUUACUCUCUAUCAGUACGUGAUGGUGACACUGUCAAACAUUACCGAAUCCGACAGCUGGAUGAAGGGGGGUUCUUCAUCGCCCGACGUGUAACCUUUCGGACUCUGUCAGAACUUGUUGACCACUAUAGUCAUGAUGCUGACGGUCUCUGUGUAAAUCUCAGGAAACCUUGCUCACAGGUGGAGAAGCCACAGACCAAUGGCCUUUCCUACAACACCAAAGAUCAGUGGGAGAUCCCUAAGAGUUCGCUGAAGCUGAUCCGAAAGAUUGGACAUGGCCAGUUUGGAGAAGUUUGGGAGGGUUUGUGGAAUAACACUACACCUGUAGCCAUCAAGACUCUUAAACCAGGCACAAUGGAUCCCAAAGACUUCCUGGCAGAGGCUCAGAUUAUGAAAAAACUGCGGCACCAGAAGCUGAUCCAGCUUUAUGCUGUGUGCACACAAGAUGAACCUAUCUAUAUCAUCACAGAACUUAUGAAGAAUGGAAGCCUUCUGGAAUUCCUGCAGGGCAAAGGUCGUAUCCUGAAACUGCCUCAGCUGAUUGACAUUGGAGCACAGAUAGCCUGUGGUAUGGCAUACCUGGAGUCACAGAACUACAUUCACCGUGAUUUGGCAGCACGCAACAUCCUGGUGGGCGAGAACAACAACGUCAAGAUUGCUGACUUUGGCCUCGCGCGUGUCAUCAAGGUGGAGGAAGAUGAAUAUGAAGCCAGGGUUGGAGCACGGUUCCCAAUCAAGUGGACCGCACCUGAAGCCGCUAACUACAACCGCUUUACAAUAAAAUCAGAUGUCUGGUCUUUUGGCAUCCUGCUCACAGAGAUUGUUACCUAUGGUCGUGUGCCAUAUCCAGGAAUGACAAAUGCAGAGGUACUGCACCAAGUAGAGCAUGGCUACAGGAUGCCUUGUCCUCCUGGCUGCCCCAAGGCCCUCUAUGACAUAAUGCUGGAGUGCUGGCGCAAGGAGGAGAUGGAGAGACCAACAUUUGAGACUCUGCAGUGGAAGCUGGAGGAGUUCUUCACCAUGGACCCCAAGGACUACAGAGAGGCAUCAUUUGUUCGAUGAGGUACUUUGGUUUCCUGCAUUCCAUCUUGUGGGCAGCACAAAAUGACUCGAACAAAACUCCCCCUCUCACACAAGGAAAUCUGGAGUGUACUGUCCUGCUGUCAUCAAGAAAUUUCUAUUUGAUAAUUUGAACAUAUUGUCUUGAGUGUUCAGGCCAUAAUUGUUUGUCAAACCAUUUAAGAACUGUCAUUGUAUGCUCAGCAACUUUGCCAAUCAUGAUAAAUGUUUUUGCCCAGUUUCUGUACCACAUUUUAUUAUUAUUUUUUUAAUUCAAGCAUACCACAAAAAGAUUUCCUUUGAUUUCCCUUGUAGGAUUACUGAUUCAUCAUAAGUAAUUAUUGCAUGUCACCAGAAUGCCUACACUGUUAGAGUAGGAAAUGUUGUCAGAUAAGCAGAUUAGAAUAUUUGAAAACAAGAAGAUAAAACCUUAAUAUAAAGAGAAAUAUAAAGGUCUAUUGCAGCAUGGAUACCAAAUUAAUGUUUAUUUGAGGAAUCAAUCAAAGACUUUGACAGCUGAAGGUUUGAGACAACAACAGGCGAGAAUACUACCAAGGUUUGCCUGACACCUCUGUAGAUUGAAUAUCUAAUAUUUCUCUGAAAUUUGUACCAGUGGAAGGGUCUGUCAUUGUUAAAAAGGGUGAAACUUUUUGAAAUCUGAAGACAUGCCAGUAGUAUAUGUUGCAGCAGAAAAUGUUUCAUCCAUGAAUGUAGCUAGGGCAGAUCAUCAGUGUUGUCCUCGUAUCAUAAAGAUCAUGCAUGUUUAUGUUUCCAGUAGAUUUGCAUUGCAGUGCUUGGUGCAUGUGGAUUCUUUUUCAGGAACAAGAGUGAUGCAAUAUUUUCUUGCUUCUGUCUUACAGCUUCAGUUAGCUGCCAUUUAUUUAAAAUUUUAAAAGAUGUUUACUGAAGAGGUUGUGGGCUAUGUGAUUGUGACAAGCAAUGUCUUUUCAACUGCCAAACUUUGGAAGACAAGAUAAUAUCAUCAUGAGAGGGCAUUUACUCGGUGAAGAUAGGGACACAUAGUUUAAGUAGAAUUGACGCUGUUUUUUGUGCGCUUGUGUGUGUGUUCAUGUACUUUUCAUGCAUGGAAACCAUGGAUAUGAAUGGGUGGAGGUUAGGAUUAGCAUUACGUUGAAGGGAUGUAGGGGGUGUGAGAGAAAGAUUUUUUCCUAUUUAUCAGUAACAGAAUCUUCAAAAAAUAACUAAGCAAAGUCAAGGUCUGUGAAAUGAAUGUAAUUUAAAUUCACUCCCUUACCACUAAUUUAUACAAGUAACAGUACCAUUAUCAAUGAGCUUUAUGCUUACAAUCUCACCUGACAUUCUUAGUGACUUAUUUAUUAUUUUAGGUGUGUGGAUAAGUGUAAAGGAUGGCCCAUGUGCAUGCAUGUUUGAAACAAAUGUUACUCUGGGCAAAACUUUUAAUUAAAAUUGUUUUAAGUGAUAAGAAUGCAAGUUGCACAGAAGUAGGGGUGUUAAUUGCAGUUAGAAUUGUAGCUAUUACAAAAUGUCUGAUAUCUAGGCAUGAAUUUUAUUAUUGCUAUUAUUAUUGACAAGUGUAUGAAACUUAGGGUUGUUUUCUUUUUGUAUAGAUAUUAGAUUGUUUCCAGCAGGAUAUUUGCCUGCAGUUGCUCAACCCUUUGAAGAAAAUUGUGUUGUUGAAGUGAGAAAUGUGCAGUGUAUAUGUGUGCAAAUGUUCAUGUACAUCUUCACUUGCCUGCAUGCAGCGAACUAGUGAAGGUUUCGUGUAUAUAAUACUUUGUAGCCUCGGCAUACUUUGUCUUAGUUAUGGGAGCUCAUAAUUUGUAAACCAUAUGCAGCAUGAAUUUUUAUUUUGUACUAUCUCUUUGUAGAAGAUUAUGUUGUGAAACUUAGGAAAAGUUUAGAUAGCUCUAUUUUAUGUGAAGAAUAUGUUUUCAAAAAGCUGCCUGUUUAUCAUAUCAUCAUAUGUAUACUAGACAAAGUGCUGAGUUUUUUUUGUUGUUGAGGGAAAGCAGUGGUUUCAUUCUCCAUUAAGAAAUAUUUAUAACUAAAGACCAUACUAGCUGUUCAAAGCGCACUAGAAAUGCUAGGGAACCACAAUCAUGAUUAAAGUAAGUAUUAUUAUUUUGUAAAUAGGUUGCUAAACAAUCAAUCUGUUCAUACAGAACUUAAGGAUUGUGAAGCUGAUCACUAGGCCCUGUGAACUAACAUAUAAAUGGCACAUUUGUGAGUAAUAUCGUUUUAAUGAACUCAUCAUUAAAUGUCCAAAGAAGCAAAGGAGAAAGUUCAUAGAAGCAACACUGCAGUAUUUAAUAACAGCAAAAUAAAAUUACAUUAAAUAUUAUCUGGAUAUCAGACAGUCAUAAAACUGUUCUCACUGGCUGAGUAUAUAUGUGUGUGUGUGCAUACACAUUCACAUGCAUGCUGAGAGCAUUUUAUAGAUGGCAGAGGUUUUGCAGAGGUGUUACUUUACAUCUAAUGUGCUUCAAAAUAGACUGUUUUGGGUUGGUCUGCACAACAAACUUUGCUUUGGAUAUUGGAAGGAGAGAUGCAGUACUCUCGAUUUUGUGCUUAUGGGUGGUUGCUUUCAACUAAAAGUUUUUAAAAAAAAAACUGACCUAAUUAACAAAACCUAUAGCUGCUUUACAUUCUAUCAGUCAUGCAAUGUCUGGGCUUUUGUAUGAAUUAAAUGCAUAAUACUUAGGGGAACAGCUGGAGAGUAAUUUGUUUUCUGUUUCAACUAAAGGACUUUUCAGAAAACUGAAACUGAUUAGUUUUGAAGAUAAGGUAUAGUGGCAAUGCCAUUGCAAAUAAGGAGAAAAUUAUACAUGCUUUAAUUAAGUCAUUUGAAAACAAGGAGAAGUUUGAAUAUAUUAGAAAAGAUCAAAUUCAUCAUGAAAUAUAUCUUAACAUGUUUUGAUGUACUUGUAUGCAGAGUAGAUUGACCCAGUACUUAUUUAGUUUGCUUGUGGUCUUGGCUAUGCUUGCAGUGAGAGAAAAAGAUUUACAGGUGUUUUAUUUGUAUUCUCUCAAGCUUCAUUUUUUUCCAUUAUGUUCACUACCAUCCAUGAACUGGAAUACUGUGCUGCUAAGAAUAUUCUUAAUGAGUUUAAAAUGGAAUAAGAUAAUGAAAUGCUAGAAUUUAUCCUAUGGAAAAAUUAUGAAAAUUUUAUCCUGUCAAGAGAUUAAGGAUCACCACCUGACAAUUAAUGUAGGGAUCCAAGAAGCAGCAUGCUUAAGAGGAACUGAUUUGAUAAUUCUUUUGCCUCUUUAUCAUUUGUAGUCUUUUAGUUUUUAUGAGAUUUUAUUAACUGGGCACAUAUGAUUGAAGUGGUUGUAAUGUAUUUGUCUUGCAUGAUUUGAUGAAACAGCAAUGUUCUAUCUGUAAAGCACACUUUACUGUAAGAUCUGGUCAAAUGGUAUCAACUGAUGUUCUGUACAUAGUAACUAAUAUUUGUCUACAGAAAUCAUUAUAGUUAAGGGCAGAUAAUUAUGUUUGAAAAAUGCAAGUUGUGUUUGUCAUAUAUUUCAUUAAGGAAUAUGAUAGAGUGCUUAUUUUGCUUAAAUGGUUCUUAAUGCAUUUUUUGUGUGAUCCACUUGUAGAUUUUAUUGAUAAGCAAGGCAGAUGUGCACGAAAGUGGUUGGCUUGAAAUAACACUGGCAGCAUGUAUUAAAAUUGUUUUCUACUUUCCAUUUUCAACAUUUUAGUACUGAGAUCUUGUUGAUUUAUUAUUGUUUUCUUAUCAUGAAUAUUUAGUCAGGCUAUGCAUGUUUUAAUUUGGUUUUAUUGCUGGGCUGAGUGAUCUGGAAGCAAGUGUUCCGGUCAGACUGUUUGAUACAUAAUGUGGAUGUGUGAGAUAAUACGAGUUACUACUUCCAAUGUCAAUGAUUGCUUUGUUCUUGUUAAUAGUUUCAGUCAUUCUCAACUGUCAUUAUGCUACACAAAUCCACAUAUUUUCAUUAAACUGUUUUAAGUUAUUUCAAAAUGAAAUAGAUGGUACUUCGGAGAGAAAAAGGUAAGAAGGAAAACUCGAGAGGGAGGAGAGAGGAUAAGCACUUUCAUUUGACUGUACUAUGUCAGUAUGUUUAAAACAAUUUGAGGGCAUGCCAUUUUUGAGCAAGGUGUCAUUAGCAGACAACUAUUUCCAACACUAGUGCACAGUCACCAUUUCUAGAGUAAUUUAAAAAAGGUGAAGAAUCUCCAGCAAAGAUUAAGAUCUAUAUUUUGUAUAAUACAUCUAUGAUGGUGGUAGGAAUGGGUUGAACUUUCACUAAUUUCUUCAUCUGUAUAAAGACAAAUUAAAGAUAAGUAAGCAUGUUGCUGAAUAAUGAUGUUUAAACUGUUGAAGUGUUGACACAAGCCAAUUCAUGAUAUAAACCUUGCAUGGCUUGAUAGAAGGUAUGCAUGAUAAUUUGGCUUCUUGUAGCCAAUUUCAGUCAUUAACACAGAGGUACACAGAUUGACAUUGCAGCUAUUUAAAGCUGGUAUAGGCUGUUUUUUCAGGUUUAAUUUCUCUUUGUCUCUCAUGCAUAGUAUAAUUGAACUGAAUUAAGUAGCUCAUUACAGUAAGAGAUUAUUCUAAUGCUAGUGUUAUUGUGCAUUUGUAGAGGUAAACAUUGUGGAGGUGUCGAGCAUUUUUUGUUGGAAACAGCUUAUAAGUUUCUGUAACAUACACCUGUAUCUUAUCAGUGUCAGUUCAGUAUGAUAAUGGUGACAUCCAUGGUUGUUGGGAGGAUUAAUAUUUCAUACACAGGAAGAGAACAGGAUGAGCAAUGGCAAUAUUAAUGGUCUUAGUAGCAAAAAAGAUAUACAGAUAAAGAUGUAUUUGCUGUAGUUUUUUUUAAGGUGUAAACUGUUGCAUGCAGCAUAAACUUAGGCUCCAUAGUUAAUGCAUAAGAUUUUUGGAGGAGUUUGCUUGAGGCUUGCUUGGGCUGGUGUCAUGACGCCUGACUUACAAGGAAGGCUAGAAGGUGAGAGGAGAGAGCUUACUGCCCCUUCCAUACUGUGGGAUUUAUGUUUUUGUUUUUUAAAGCUACAAAAAACCUCACAAGUUAUGGUUGUGGCACACAAGUAGAUCAAGCAUUUAGAUAUUGGUACUCUGUGGAUGUUAGGGAGGGGCAUUAAAAUGUGCUUGAAACAGGAUAAGAGAUCAGAACUGGCUUCAGCAGUUGGUGCAGCCAUCAGCCUGUAAUAAAAGAUAAUUCUUUUGUGCUUAUUCUGCUUUAAGUACUUGUUGUACAACAUGAAUUAUUUUGAUAUUUUUAAUUGGAUGUUUUACUCUGACCUUGAUGAAUGACAUUUUUCUUGGAUUUGUACAGUAACUAUGGCUGCCAUCACUUGGCUGUAUAGAGUGCAAUGGUAGGGAAUUUUCUCAUUUUUGGCCAUCAUGUCACUUGUGCCUAUGUUAAGUGGCACAUUGCUAUACAAUGGGGUUCCUUUUUAAUUAAUAAAUGAUCAUGAGAACUU